AUGGCAUCAGAAACGUGGGAUUUCAUCGUCGUCGGAGGCGGCCCUGCCGGCUGUAGCAUCGCUUCUUCCCUAUCUCGCUCCCCCAAACGUUCCAAAGUCCUCCUAAUUGAAGCUGGAUCCCGGCGUGACGAGAAACACCUGAGAGUCGACGGUCAGCGGUGGAGCACCUACCGCAACGCAUCCCUCAACUGGGGCUAUAAAACAGUUCCUCAAGAACACUGCAACGGCCGUGAAAUUGACUACUCCCGCGGCAAGGCUCUGGGUGGAAGUACUGUUAUCAAUUUUUGCGUUUACGCCUUUGGCGCUCGUGAUGAUUAUGACCAUUGGGCAGAUGUAGUGGGUGAUGAUAUUUUCAAAUGGGAUCGUAUCCACGCGCGGUUCAGGAAUCUAGAGACAUUCAACGGGACUAUCGUUGAUCCUGCCCAUGCGAAAUAUGCAUCACCACGGCCAGAAGAUCAUGGGAGUAGUGGCCCUUUGCAUGUGGGAUAUGCGCCGGAGUGGGAGCAGGAUUUGCCAUUGAUAAUUGAUGCCUUCAUUAAGGCUGGGUUGCCUCAAAGUUCGGAUCAUAAUUCUGGAAAUCCGAUUGGGUUGACACUGGCUGUUAACACUGCUCAUAAGGGAGUGAGGGUGACGGCAGCAGAUCUGCUGGGGAACGCGCCUGAUAACUUGACAGUUAUCACUGACGCUCCGGUGCAAAGGGUGCUGCUGGAGGGCAAGAAAACAGUUGGCGUGGAGUCUCUGGGGAAAAAAUUCAUGGCAUCAAAGGAGGUCAUUCUCUCCACUGGCACGCUGGACACCCCAAAAAUCUUGAUGCACUCGGGCAUCGGACCAGCUGAACAACUUCAAAAGUUCCAAAUCCCAGUCAUACAAGACCUCCCUGCCGUUGGCCAGGGACUACAAGACCACUUCAGCACGUCGCUAACCUUUCAACGCAAUCCCAACACCAAUGACCGCAACAUCUUCUUCAAAGACCCAAUUGCCAUGGAACACGCCAUGGAAGAAUGGGAGAACAGUGGCAGAGGCCCAUGGGCACGCCACUCGUGUCAGUUAGGAAUCGGCUGGUUCAAAUCUGACAUCGUCCCAACCAUGCCAGAGUUCAAAGCCCUCCCCACUUCUGUCCAGGAGUUUCUCCAGCGUCCUACCAUCCCUCACUAUGAGAUCAUCCCCAACUCCCCGCUACACAUGUUCAUGCCCGAAGCAGUGAAGGACUACAGCUACACCUGCGUGUCGGGGUACCUAAUGAACCCGCAAUCCCGCGGCGAAGUCCGGCUGCAAUCGUCCAACCCCGACGAGCCACUGCUCUUCGAUCCCAAGUUCCUAUCGCACACCUACGACCGCGCCGCUUGUAUCGCGGUCUCCCGACACCUGCUUGACAUCUGCAACCAUCCAGCCUUCCAGAGAGACACCGUCUCGACGCUUAUGGCUCCUGCGUCGGAUUCGGACGAGGAUAUCCUCGAGUACUGGAAAGCCAACCUCUUUUCCAUCUGGCACAUGACUGGCACCGUCAAGAUGGGGAGACAGGAUGACGCGGGUAAGGAAGCGGCGGUGGAUAGUCGGUUCCGGGUGUUUGGGAUUGAGAAGCUGCGGGUUGCGGAUAUGAGUGUGGUGCCGGUGAUAACCAGUAAUCAUACGCAAGCGACGGCGUACGUCACGGGAACUACUUGUGCGGAGGUGUUGAAGGAGGAGUAUAAAUUAGAUAACUAG
Aspergillus chevalieri is the source of this 1704-nucleotide messenger RNA. Its product is annotated as GMC family oxidoreductase. The record is from RefSeq and is a predicted model, not a curated record. The transcript is spliced from 3 exons. Gene Ontology annotation, molecular function: oxidoreductase activity, acting on CH-OH group of donors; flavin adenine dinucleotide binding. Lineage: Eukaryota; Fungi; Ascomycota; Eurotiomycetes; Eurotiales; Aspergillaceae. The coding region runs from base 1 to 1704 and encodes 567 amino acids.